GGCCGCAGUCAGGAAGUGGAAGAGACAUUCGGACACGGGCACUCCACUACGCACCCACAGCCCGCACGUGGAGGAGGACGACGCCGGGGUGGCUCGCGGUACAUUCUGGUUUCAGGAGUAAAAAAGGACAUUUAGGCGUGAGAUAGAUCGUGUGGGAAGUCUAAAACGUGAAUUGACUGCACUGUAAACAAUUAUCAGGAUGGUGUCUGUGACCAAAAUGAGUAAGCAAGUCCCACCCAAACCAGUCUCCAAAAAGAAGAAAAUGAAGAAGACUCAAGCAAAGAAAGCCACAAAUGAAAAACCUAUAGAUGCAGUGGUCGAUGGUAGUUUGGAAAAAGCAGCGAGUGAUUCUAGAAUGGGUAAGAAAGUUGCACCCAAAACAGUUCCCAAGAAGAAGAAAAUGAAGAAGACUCCCGUGAAGAAAGCCGUAAAUGAAGAACCUGCAGAUGAAGUGAUUAAUGAUGGCUUGGAAAAACAAGAGAAUGGUUCUACGAAUGAUAAUGAACAGCAGUUGGAAAAUAAGGAAAAGGACCAAGCAUCUCCAAAGAAAAAUGGAAAGGCAAAAAAGAAUAAGAAAAAGAAAAUGAAUAAGUCAUUAGAGACAGCACAGGAGGCCUCGCAAGAAAAUCAAGAUGCAGAUGAGGAGAGGAAUGAUGAUAAGAUGCAGAUUGAAAAUUCAGAAGCAAAACCCCAGAACAAGAAAAAGAGGAAGAGUGACAGCCAAGAUACUGCCGAGAAUAAAGGAGGAGUAAAGACAAAUAAGAAAAAGAAAAUGAAGAAGUCAGUAAACACAACUGAGAAGCCAUUAGAAGAAAAUAAAGAAGCAGAUGAUGAGAAAGAUGAUGAUGAGGAGGACAAAGAUGAACAACCAACUACUAAGGGAAUGAGUGAUGAAGAAAAGGAAGAAAUUGAUCGGCGUACCAUAUUUGUUGGCAAUGUUGAUAUUAAAGCAAAACGGUCAGCAUUGCGUAAGAUUUUUAAAGAAUAUGGUGAGAUCGAGACAAUUCGAUUCCGUAAUGCUGCUGUUGCUGACCCUAACGAGUCCAAAAGAGUGGCGAUGAUUAAGAGACAUUUCCACGAGUCGCAGGUAUCCAUUAUUGUCUAUAUAAGAUUCAAAACUGAGGAAUCGGCAGUAGCUGCGCUGAGUGCCAACAACAAGAUUCUCAAGGAACGGCACCUUCAAGUUGAUCGAGUCACUGGGAGCCGUAAAGUCGAUCCUAAGUGCUCUGUCUUCAUUGGAAAUCUUCCAUUUGAUGCCAAUGAGGAAGAGGUUCGAGAAAUUUUUCUGGACUGUGGUGCGAUUGAGAAUGUUCGCAUUGUACGUGACAAAGAGCUGGGCUCUGGAAAAGGAUUCGGCUAUGUUAACUUCCAGUCACCAGAUGCUGUUGAGUUGGCUCUCAAGAUAAGUGGAACCCUCCUUAGAAAGAGACAGUUGCGGGUAAAGCGUUACUUGAUGAAGGAGCAAGUGGAGAAGCGUCAGAAGAUAAUGGAAAAGAAGACGCAACUGAAUCCCAAGAAGAUGAGGCUGAAUUUCAUGGCUAAGAACAAGCAAGGAGGGAAAAAAUCAUCGACAUCCUUCACUGGAGAGAAGUUCAAAGCAAAGGAGAAUAUCAAAAAGAAAAAGAAGUUCACCAAAGAUGAAAAGAAAAAGUUUGCCAUCUCAAAGAAGCUGUCAGGAAGCAACUAACAUCUGGUAUCAAGCAAUAAAUGAAAUUACUUUAAUUAAGGGGAACAGUUAAGAAUGGUGGUUAUAAGAAAAAGAACAGUGUCAUGCAUAAACAGAAAUCUAGACAUAUGCUGUAUAAUAAAAGGAAAAUAAAAAUUUAUCAUAUGAAUGU
Molecule: messenger RNA, 1838 nt
Organism: Penaeus indicus
Lineage: Eukaryota; Metazoa; Arthropoda; Malacostraca; Decapoda; Penaeidae
Product: RNA-binding protein 34-like
Exons: 13
Coding region: 200-1687 (495 amino acids)
Biological process (GO): maturation of LSU-rRNA from tricistronic rRNA transcript (SSU-rRNA, 5.8S rRNA, LSU-rRNA)
Cellular component (GO): nucleolus
Molecular function (GO): rRNA binding
Source: RefSeq, a predicted model, not a curated record